Messenger RNA from Lethenteron reissneri (Far Eastern brook lamprey), 4389 nucleotides. Its product is annotated as zinc finger and BTB domain-containing protein 7B-like. Gene Ontology annotation, biological process: regulation of transcription by RNA polymerase II. The record is from RefSeq and is a predicted model, not a curated record. Gene Ontology annotation, molecular function: RNA polymerase II cis-regulatory region sequence-specific DNA binding; DNA-binding transcription factor activity, RNA polymerase II-specific. Gene Ontology annotation, cellular component: chromatin; PcG protein complex; transcription regulator complex. NCBI's taxonomy places the organism in Eukaryota, Metazoa, Chordata, Hyperoartia, Petromyzontiformes, Petromyzontidae.
UUGUUGCGCGCGGGGUGAAAGGUCAGGCUCGAGACUGUGGCUCCGCGCCUUCGACCCCGAGUCGAUUUGCGGCCCUGUCGCUCGCCCCUGGCCAUCGAUCAACUAGAACACAACAACAACAACACAACAACAACAACACAACAACUGCGGAACAACAACAAGGGGGUUGCUUGCUGGUGUUCGCCCAGCAGCAGCAGCAGCGGCGGCUUAAUCGGCGCGUGCGGCGGUGAAGGAGACUGCGAGCGAGGAGCCCAGCGUGUGGCGAUGGCGUGCGCGGCGGUGCUGGCCGCGGAUCCGGACCCGCGCGGGGACUUCCCGGCGUGGCUGGCGACGCGCGGCAUGAAGCCCACGUUCGCCGACGCCAUGGAGCGCGAGCUGGGCAUCAGCGACUACGAGGAGCUGCUGGCGUGCGCCGAGGACGCGCAGGUGACGGCCGAGCUGCUGGGCGCCGCCCGCGACCGCCUGCCCUUCGCCUUCUACGCCGUGCUGCGCCGCCUCGUGCGCGCGCUGACGCCGCGGCAGCGACAGCGGUGGUGGUGGCGCCAGCGGCGAAGAAGCCGCAGCCGGGAGCCGCUCUCCGGCAACGGGAAGGAGGAGGAGCGAGCGAGGGACGAUGACGGCGGCGGCGAUGAGGAGGAGGAGGAUGAUGAGGAGCCGGGAGGGUGCGCCUCCGGCUGCGAGGGAGUCUUGGCGAGUCGCGCCGUCCUCGACGCCAUCGUGGCCACGCUGAGCUCCCUCAGCCGCGAGUUGCUGCGGUCGGCGCAGAGAUUCCGCUGCCUGGAGCCGGCGCCGGCAUCGCCGUGUGGCGGCAGGAGGAGCCCACGCAGCCCGGGUUCCCCGGACGGGCCCUCGGGUGCACUGGGCUCCUACGAGGCCGACGUGCGGAACUUGGAGGAGGCUUUCCCGAUAUCCGACUCCAUUACGACCAUGAUGAACGGCGCUCAUGAUCAGUGCUCGCAGCGGAUAGAGCUUGACGAAUCUCUGACAGCGCCGGAGCUGUCCCCACCACCACCACCUCCUCCUCGCACCUCGUCUCGUACGGCGGGUGUCGAGUACAAGGGGCGGCAGUUCGACUCCCACAACUGCUUCGGGCAGGCGGAACCAUGCGUCGCGUGGCGCGAGAUCAAGCUGGAACGGGACGACGAUGGCCGCGGCGGUGGUGAUGGCGGUGAUGGGUUCUCUCCUCGCUGCGACGGCGAGGCCGAGGUGGCGAUGGUGGCGGAGCGCGCGGCGAGCGGGGCCUGGCUCGGCAAGACCGAGCACGAGGAGGACGUGAUGGCGCACUGGCAGGCGGCAAUUCACUCGCACGGCACCAGCUACGAAGAACCGGCCGACGUCGUCCCGCAACACGCCCCGCAAGGCGACCAGAGCAUCCCGAGUGGCAUCCCCGACGACGAGCUCACCGGCAACUGGACGGGCCCCGACACGGCUUCGCUCGAUGCGCCGGCGGCCGCUUCGGGCGACAAUUCCGACAUUGCCGGCAUCCGGCGCGGCGCGGCUCCCUGCUCUUUCCAGUGCCGCGACUGCGGGGCGACGUUCGCCCAGCGGCAGCAGCUGCGCGCGCACCGCAUCACGCACACCACGAGCCGGCCCUACUGCUGCCGGCUGUGCGGCAAGGGCUUCACGAAGGCAUACAACCUGACGGUGCACAUGCGCACGCACACGGGCGAGAAGCCCUUCCUGUGCAGCCAAUGCAACGCCACCUUCCGUCUCAAGCAUCACCUGCAGGCGCACCAGAAGACGCACGCGUCCGAGGGGGCCGCUCACCACGCCCAGCAGGCGGGGUUCCACCACCACCGUCCGCAGGGGCAUUUGAAGACGCACCCGUCCGUGGGUCAGCGAACUCAAGUUGUGGCACAGUACCACGUUCAGGGACAUUUGAAAACGCAAGCUUCUGCGAAUCAGCAGCCUCGAGCUGUGUUACGCCAACACCCACAUCCGCAGGGGUAUUUAAAGACUCAAGCUUCUGCAGGUCAACGAGCUCAGGCUGUGGCCCAGCACCACCUCGUUCAGGUGCAACUGAAAACACAAGCUUCCGCGGCCGCUCUUUCAGGCGGUGGCGGGCCAGCAUCGUGCUCUGCAGGGGCAUUUGAAAACACAGCCUUUUGAAGCGCACACUCGUGUUUUGGUCCACCACCAACACCCGCAGGGGCACCUGGCAACACAGGCCUCUUGGAGGUCAGCCAACGCAUGCCGUGAGCGGGCAGCACCACCACCUGCAGCGGCAUCUGAACACGGACUUCUGAAGAUGCACACACUCGGUGCAGCGGUGAGCCGCUCCCAUUGCUUGACCUGGCUCAGUGUGAGACACGGUUUUUCAAAUUGAGAUUUUUUAAAAUAUAUAUCUGGCAAGCCUCAAUAAAUUGUGUGCUUGGUGAACUACGCGAUGUCAUGCAUCGCAUGUACAGUUGUCUGGCAUCAUGUGGUGUCCUGACAUCGUACAUGUGACUACUGAUCUAUAUAUCUUGUGUUCAUCUCUAUCUCUUGUACAUGUCUCUGGCAUCUUACUGUCAUCUUUAUUUCUCUACAGCUCCCCUCAUCUGUAUCUCGUUUAUCUAUUUGAUCUAAUCUUCACCUGUCACUUCUUCAUGUCUCGGCUUGCCCAACCUCCAUUGAUUAAAGAGCCCUGGUUUCACUGGUGAUAAACCAGGUUGUGAAGGCCACAGAAAUACAAAUGCUGAACGAUGCGCUUAAAAUGUUUUUAUUAAUCCUUCAAAAGCGGUUUUCUCUACAACCAUUGUGAACUUUGGCAGUCGGAACAAGUGUUUUUUGACGCAGUGAGUGGCUCGGCGUGGAAACAGAUGACAUCCAGAGGCUGUGUUUAGUGUUAUAUGCACAAGACGGUUUUAUGGAAUAGCGCGUGAUGGAAUGCACUGUUAGUGGUGUACAAGGUAAAGCUGAAAACAUCUCCCCACCUUUGCCAUUCUAACUCUGCCUAAUAAUAAAACAUCUUGUUGGCUGUCGCCUCGGAUUGGCGAUGACUGCCCCAGAGGUUAGUUCUCACCUCUGUGCGUCUUCAUAUGGCUCGCUAGACUGAUGGGAGCAGUGACCUCUGAGCUCCCGCAUGAACACUUGAAGAAGCUAACCCCGAUUGCCGCUUGAAGGACGCCUUCCAUGGCGCUAUGUACUUCCCAGCAGCUUUCAAAUAGUUCCAAUGCCACCAUGAAUAUAAUAGGUUUUACCCUGUCUGGCAAUAAAAGCGUUUGUGUUAAGAUGUUAAAACACCAAACUGAAACCUUUAGCAAGGAAUCAUGUCUGUAUUAACCACACGUACAUGUGGUGAACAUGCAAACAAAAAAAAUGCAUUUGUGUUAAGAUGUUAAAACACCAAACUGAAACCUUUGGCUAGGAAUCCUGUCCGUAUUAACCACACGUACAUGUGGUGAACAUGCAAACAAAAAACAUGCUCUGGUAGUAUAUGCAUUGUCUUUGAAACUGAUUGGUCCACACCAGAGACAGCUUUCUUUAGAGCCAAGUAUCAAACAGUGUUAGACCAGAGGACGCCAAAAUGCGAACCGCACAAAGACAAUGCACUAUCAUGAAGCACGGAGGAACGCCACGGGGACCUGUCUUGCGCUGUCUUUCCCCAGUUUCCGCGCUGUCGAUAUGUUGCACGCGGCCAGCUGCUGCUCUUGACGCGGCAUCUCGCGACAUCUCCGUUGUCCCCCAGCGGAGUGCUCGCCACUUUCAGAAGUGGUGUUGCAGUGGAUUGGUGCAAGAACCCGGUGAAUGGAGUUUUGAUUCUCGGCCACAGAUAACAUCGGUGACGACUUGUAUAUGACCGGCCUAGACCCCUUGUUCUUUGCUGACUGAUCCAAUGUGAACUAUGGUCAACCCCACAGCUGGCACGGGAGCAUGGAUAGGUCUUCAUCCGGCAGUUAGUUGACAGGAGGCUGUGCAUUGUAACGUCGUUCUUGCUCUCGGCGAAGGGCCAUUGACAAAAACUUUUGCCGACAGUACAUUUUGACACGAGGCAGCGUUCAUGAUAAAGGUGGUUAGGUUUUUAAAAAAUGCAUAACCAUUGAAUUAACAAUUUUGAAAAGACGAUGAAUAUGAAUGUAUUGACAGUGUCGUUGAAUGUCCCAUUGUCAAGUUUAGCAUUCGAAAAUUAAUGCCCAUCAAAAACCGAUAAGUUUACACUACGAAUAGCUGAUAAUGCUGCACUACUCUAUAGCAAUAUGCUGUUUAAAUCGGCAUUGGGGAUUACCUCUAAGCUGCAAGCUUCUGUCACAUAUCGAUGUACUGUCAAGUUACCAUGUGAUUAUGAAAAUUUUAAAUGUUGACAUUGUUCACUGUGCGGGCAAUAGAAGUCUGUAUUACACCUGCGACAAACACAACUUCAAAAUAGUUUUAGUAUGUUUAUUACACAAAAUAAAUAAUUUGACCAAU